Messenger RNA from Xenopus laevis (African clawed frog), 4169 nucleotides. RefSeq names its product beta-carotene oxygenase 1 L homeolog (gene bco1.L). The transcript is spliced from 11 exons. The record is from RefSeq and is a predicted model, not a curated record. Bases 439 to 2040 code for a protein of 533 amino acids. Lineage: Eukaryota; Metazoa; Chordata; Amphibia; Anura; Pipidae. Gene Ontology annotation, molecular function: beta-carotene 15,15'-dioxygenase activity; carotenoid dioxygenase activity; oxidoreductase activity, acting on single donors with incorporation of molecular oxygen, incorporation of two atoms of oxygen. Gene Ontology annotation, biological process: retinal metabolic process; isoprenoid metabolic process; carotene catabolic process.
UCCAGAUGUUGCUGACUGUGUGUGAACCAUAUACCUAAGUGCUGGGAACCUAAUGAGACAGAGUGGAAUCCACUUUGGUUUAUCCAGGAAGUGCUUCCAUGCUGUGGAAAGGGUGGCUGCUGCAUGCACCAAAAAAGUACUGCUUCAGCAGCAGCAGCUCUAUGGUAGACAAAGGGGAAUUGCAUAUCAGCCUGUCACCAUUUGUUAGUUUCCAAUCAACAAUAAAGCAGAGCAGGGAUAAUCUCCUCGUUCUUGCACAAGGGAGGAGGGAGAGACAGGCUGGGAGUGCUUUGUGGGAGGGGGUCAGUCUCUGAGCAGUUACAGAUACAACACUCACCAGAGCUGCACUUUGACCAAGACUUCUCUAUAAAUAACAGAGAGAACAAGACAUUACACUGAGAAAGAGGAAGCCUGUCAGCUCCAGUACCAGCCAUAGCCAUGCAGAACGUCAACACAGUGGAGUCUGUGGUAGAUGUCAUCUUCUCCUCUAACCGCAAGGACUGCCCUGAGCCCAUUAAGGCUGAGGUGAGAGGUGAAAUUCCAAAGUGGCUGCAGGGAACUCUACUACGCAAUGGACCAGGAAUACACAAAGUUGGAGACAUGUUCUACAGCCACUGGUUUGAUGGACUUGCUUUAUUGCACAGCUUCACUUUUCAAAAUGGUGAAGUUUACUACAGGAGUAAAUACCUCAAAAGUGACACAUACAACUCCAAUAUGGAGGCCAAUCGAAUAGUAGUAUCAGAAUUUGGGACCAUGGCAUAUCCAGAUCCAUGCAAAAAUAUAUUUUCCAAAGCAUUUACCUAUCUGUCACAUGUGGUGCCUGCGUUCACAGAUAACUGUCUAAUCAAUAUCAUAAAGCUUGGUGAUGAUUUUUAUGCAUCUACUGAAACAAACUUUAUCAGGAAAAUAAAUCCACAGAAUUUGGAAACCUUGGAAAAGGUAGAUUAUAUGAAAUAUGUAACUGUCAAUAUUGCCACUUCUCAUCCCCAUUAUGAUUCUGCUGGCAACACAAUAAAUAUGGGAACAUCAAUUGGUGACAAAGCAAAGACCAAGUACUUGUUAUUUAAGAUUCCACCUAAGAUUCCAGACAAUUCAAAGAAGUCCCUGCUGAAACAUGCCGAAGUAGUUUGUUCAAUUCCAUGUAAUCGGCUUCUGAGCCCCAGCUACUACCACAGCUUUGGAAUGACAGAAAAUUACAUCAUAUUCAUAGAGCAACCCUUAAAGUUAGAUAUUGUGAAAAUGGCAACAGCCUACUUCCGAGGAGUCAACUGGGCUUCAUGCAUUACCUUCCAUAAAGAUGAUAAGACUUGGAUUCAUAUCAUUGAUAAAAGAACUAAAAAGCAUGUUUCAGGAAAAUUCUAUACGGAUGCCCUAGUCACAUACCAUCACAUCAAUGCCUAUGAAGAAGAUGGCCAUAUAGUAUUUGAUAUUAUCGCCUACAAAGACAAUAGUUUAUACGAUAUGUUUUAUUUGGCAAAUUUAAAGAAGGACUUCUCUCAGGAAACUGCUAUGACCUCGGUGCCAGUUUGUAAACGUUUUGUCAUUCCACUCCAGUGUGAGAAGGCUGUGAAUGAGGGAGUUAAUUUAGUAAGGAUUCCAAUGACUACAGCAAAAGCAAGGAAGGAUGAGAAUGGUGAUAUAUAUUGUGAGCCAGAGAACACAUGUGAAGGUAUUGAACUUCCUCGGAUCAACUAUGAAUAUAAUGGCAAAAAGUACAGAUACGUAUAUGCAACUCAUGUGGAAUGGCGACCCAUUCCCACCAAGAUAGUAAAGUUUGACAAUAUCACAAAAGAGGUGUUGUCUUGGACUGAAGAUAUGAGCUGGCCUGCAGAACCGAUGUUCAUUCCACAUCCGGAAGCUAUAGAAGAGGAUGAUGGGGUCAUACUGUCCUCUGUUGUGUCUUCAGAUCCUAAUAAAGCUCCAUUUUUGCUUAUACUGGAUGCAAAAACAUUUCAAGAGAUGGGAAGGGCCAGUGUCAAUGCAAACAUCCAUUUGGACCUGCACGGAAUCUUCAUACCAGAGGAGAAUUUAACUAAAUGACCUGAUGAUAUUCCUACCAAGCUGAUACACACCAGGGCACUCCUUUUGCUCUUUUCACUAUGAUAAUUGGCAUCAUCAUCACGAUACCUGAAAAAAUAAGCCAUGAAGUCUCAUGUCACAUCACAUGGACACUGCUGUACUGGUGUUUAGAACGCAAAAUUAUUUUCAUAUUGAAAGUAACAUGUUUACAAGCGAUGACAAUGUAUACAAUUACCCAGUACUCUGGGUAAUUUCUUAUAUAUUUCUUAUAUAUGUGGGUAAUUUAGGUAAAAAAAGGAAGUAUAAUAUGAUAGUUUAAAAGGGUAAUCCCCAUAUUGUAUGUAAUAAAAAGCACUAAAUUAACAUGUUAAUAAGACCAGUAAAAUGCUACCUGCUGUUUUGCUGCUAUGGGUUACUUCAAAAGGCAACUCUUAGUCUCUUUUUAUACCAUAAGAGUAUUACUCUAAUCUGAAGUGAAUGCAUUAUACAGUUAUCCCUUAGAGAUGGGCACCUAGCUAGGCCCAUAUAUGUAGGUAAAUUUGCAGAUGGGCAGCUAUGGUGUAUGAUGAUCUUAUAAAACCAGUGGUAAAAAAGUAAUGUAUUUCUGUUUAUAGAGUUCUAUAUUUAACCCCAGACAAUGAAUUGGUAAAACAAUAUCUGUUUCUGAUUUAAGGCUCUAAGCAGCCUACAUCUGUUUGAGGUUUUGGAGAGGAAUAUCAGAAGGUGGGAGUGCCACACCACUUUCGCCAUCACUGCCUUUGAAGAUGUUUUAGGAUUUAUUGCCUUUUUGCAUGGCUGACAAGGAUACAUUUUGUAUUUUGCAGUCAGGGUCUGUCUCUGCCAGUAAUACCUGCAGUGUAAAAGAGACCUGCAACCUGUUGAUUUGUGAUGAAUGCUCCUCCCAAUAUAUCGAAGUAGUUAGAACGUAGAUCAUUUAAACUAUCCCAUAUACACUAUCUUAUGGUAAAAAGAAAAAAGACUUGAAAAAUAAGCCUGUAGAUGAGUAACAUCAACCUUGUACAACCAGAACAAUAUGUUCUGCUAUUGCUUGCAAUAGGAAGUCAUGAUUUUUAUAGUGCAGGGUGCAAACUACUAUGUUUUUUGCUGCAAACCACCAUGUGCUUUGCCCUUGUUCAUUUCGCUCCUUAUUUUGGACAGCAGGUGCAGAUCAAUGCAGCAGGUAGAGGCAGGCAGGGCCUGUGGAAUCAGCACUAAGGGGCAGUUUUUGUGCUGUUGCACUGGUGUCCAUUGUAUUGAAUGCAGUGUGUUCUUUAUUCUCAACAUAAAAACCAUGCCAUGCAUACAGUAAUUUUAAGGACCAGUAUAAAUAUUCAAAUAAUACCUCAUUAAAAACAAACGAUUGUUAAAGGGACAGAAUACCAACUUUUUCAACACCAAAUUAAUGAAUAAGGCUUGUCCUGAACAUAUGUUUGGAUAAUAUUUUAAUUAGAAAAUAUGUAUGGUUUCCUCUUAUUUCUUGCACUAAAGAGGGCAACAUCUGAAAAUUAAACAAAAGUCACAAUGAGCCGCUCUAAAAAGAUAACAGGCUGUAGCUGGGGGAAGAGGGUGGUUAACUUAUACAGAGGGCUUCCCAGUGGACUGUUAAUUUGACUUUUCUCAUUGGGACAAGGAAGAAGAAUGUGACUAGUUUCAUUUUCAAAUUUUGCUCUGUUACAUACAUAUUUCCCAAUAGACAAAAAAGGAUGUUCAGCACAUUCAUUUAACUAAUAUUGAAAAAGGGGUAUAGUGUUCCACUAAAAUGAAUUGUUCCUUAGAAAUGUAUACCUCAGUGCAUCCUUUUUUUAUCCUAUUUUUUAUGGUGUCAAACACAAAAUAUAACUUUUUUUACAAGACAGAUAAAAACUGUAGCUGCUUCCUCAAAAAGUGAAUUAUGUUUUGUCCUUGUUGUUUUAUUGUAAUUUAUAUAUUAUAACACUGUGGAACCAAAUACUAUCUGUGAUGGUCACUAACUACUGAGAAUCACUCUAGGCCAGUCAGAUACUGAUCACUUGUACAGUAAACAAAGGUUUGUCAUUUUUAUGUCAAUAACCGUUUAUCUAUUGGUUUUAAAUUAACAAAUGUAUUGAUUGUAUAUAUUAAUUUUACUGCUGUGAAAUAUGACCAAAUAAAAGACUGUGUUAUUUCCUUAA